UUAAAAUGCUUUGAAAAAUGUUUUAUUAGUACAUUUUAUUAGCUAAUACUAGGACCAUUUUUUGUAAAAUUCUUUCAUUCAUUAUAAUUUGUCUGCAGAUUAUGCAAUCUACGUUUUCCUAGCUAGCUAGCUAGCCUUGCGUCUGCAAACUAGUUCUCUGGAAACGUCUCCGCAUCUCUUGAUGGAACUGUCAUUGUUCUUUUGUUUCGUGGCGUAACUCACCCAUAAACUGAAGGAAAUGAAGCAACUCGUUUAGCUGCACCUUAAUAGUAAACACAGCUUUUCCAUAACCUCUUUUCAGUAAUCAACCGCAAAGGACUCAUCUGAGAAUAUCAUUUGAAGAACAAUAUGGCAGAAAAGUGCUGGAGAGUGAACUUAAAUUACCUGCCAAUCAAGGCUCAUUAUUUCUUUCUGUUUGGAGCCAUGGGUGGAUCAGUUCCAUUUAUGCCAGUGGUAGCUAAAGGUCUAGGAAUCAAUGCAACAGCAGUCGGUCUCAUCUACACUGUUUUGCCAUUUUGCGUAUUUUUGUCAAAACCUUUAUUUGGAUACAUAACAGAUUAUUUCCAAAACAUCAAAUUGAUCAUGAUAACUCUUGUUACUGUUACUACUCUUUCAUUUAUAUGUGUGUUAUUUAUUCCACCACUGUAUGUAGAUGUGGCGAUGAGUACUAGAGUACAUGCAAAUUGUGUUAAUGACAACGAAUUGAAUAUUUCACCGAUAUCAAAUGAAACCUGUGUUACCAAACAUUUUAAAAACAGUACCUGCACGCUAAUGAAUUCUAAAAAUUGUUUUGUCAACGCACCUGAUGUGUUACUUGGUACAUUAAGAACUGUCGAAACUGGGGAAUUGAUGAACUCCAAUGAAAAUUUUACUCUGGAUUAUGUUUUACUUGAACCGACGAACUUAACUAUACAUUUUAUUUUCACACCAGUAGCAGGAAAUAAUACUUGCAAAUGUUCCACACAAGAGUCAUUAUUUAUGAAAUGUGAUACAGAAUUUUGUUCGGAGACAGAACCACAACAAGAAAUAUCAGUGUACAAAACUUAUAAUUUUUGGCUCUUCACUCUCUUAGCCGUGAUUGCUGGAACGGGUUCAGCCACGUCGUUUUGCCUCAGCGAUGCAGCCUGUUGCGAGGUUCUGAAAGAUGAUUCAAAAUUGUACGGCAGACAACGACUUUGGGCAACAAUAGGAUGGGGCAUUGUGACUUCACUCGCUGGAUUUUUAAACGACAUAGUGACUGGAGAUGCCUCUAAAACAAGUUAUUCGUCUGGAUUUUACCUCAUGCUUGCUUUCGUCAUCAUAGAUUUGAUUAUUCUAUCCAGAGUUCAAAUGGUGAAAGCUAACAUGUCUCUCAAUAUAUGCAAAGAUGUUGGAAAAAUAUUUUCAUCCUACGAGACUGUGAUUUUUGCCUUGGGUGUCUACGUAUCAGGAGCUCUGACAGGCCUCAUAUGGAAUUACCAGUUCUGGUUCCUAGAAGAUAUGGGAGCAAAUCAGACCUUAUUGGGGCUUACAGUAGCAGUUCAAUGCUUAGUUGCCGAAGUACCAUUCUUCUUUUUUGCAGGAUAUCUCAUAAAAGUUCUUGGACAUUUCAACUGCCUUUUCGGCACGCUUUUUGCUUUUGUUUUGCGUUUAGGACUGUAUUAUUUUCUCAAAAAUCCCUGGUUAACUUUACCAAUCGAAGUGCUCCAUGGAAUGACUUUUGCUGUUUUUUACGCCGCUAUGACGUCAUAUGCAUCAACUAAAGCUCCUCAAGGGACAGAAGCUACCAUGCUUGGUGUUUUUGGAGGUUUAUUCGAAGGUUUAGGGGUUGCAACUGGAAGUUUACUUGGCGGAGUUGGCUUCGAUAAGCUUGGCGGAAGAAGAACGUUCUGGACAGCUAGCAUCAUAAGUUUAGUUUGUCUUCCAGCAUUUAUCGUAGCAUAUGUUGUAGUCAGGAAAUUUUCUUCUCAAGCUGAAAAUAAGCCUGAAGUCCCUAAAUAUGGAACAAGCUGAUACAUGUAUA
This is a messenger RNA of Uloborus diversus, 2002 nucleotides long. RefSeq names its product major facilitator superfamily domain-containing protein 6-like. The transcript has 5 exons. Bases 349 to 1992 code for a protein of 547 amino acids. Gene Ontology annotation, molecular function: transmembrane transporter activity. The record is from RefSeq and is a predicted model, not a curated record. NCBI's taxonomy places the organism in Eukaryota, Metazoa, Arthropoda, Arachnida, Araneae, Uloboridae. Gene Ontology annotation, cellular component: membrane.